Vitis riparia (riverbank grape) is the source of this 3527-nucleotide messenger RNA. Its product is annotated as extra-large guanine nucleotide-binding protein 1-like. The record is from RefSeq and is a predicted model, not a curated record. Gene Ontology annotation, biological process: G protein-coupled receptor signaling pathway. Lineage: Eukaryota; Viridiplantae; Streptophyta; Magnoliopsida; Vitales; Vitaceae. The transcript is spliced from 8 exons. Gene Ontology annotation, molecular function: GTPase activity; guanyl nucleotide binding; G-protein beta/gamma-subunit complex binding. The coding region runs from base 493 to 3213 and encodes 906 amino acids.
AACGAAUUGGUCCAAUUCCCAGCGUUUUUCUCACUGCACGUUCAUGUGGAAAGAAUGCCUUGGGACUACUGGGAAAAUGUCCACUGAGUCUUUUCCUUGCUAUCUGUCGUUUUACUGGCAAGGGCAAGGGAAGAUCAUUUCAGUUUCCUACUUAAACUUGAAGACUUUCUUGUCAUUUUUCCAUUUCUACUUUUCAUACAUGAAGUACUCUCCCGGUUCACUACUCUUCGAAAUUUGUCAGAAAUUAGGGUUAAGGUUUUUGUUUCCAGUAAGUAAGGCGGAUAGAGAAGGAGCUCCAUCGGUUAAAGAGGUCGUUUUUCUUCUUUGGUUUGAAUGAAACAGGGAGUUUUUGCUUAAUUUGAUGGUUCGGCUUGAUGGGUUGCUGAGAUUGGUGGUUAUGAAAAAUGGGUUUGUGUGAUUAAGGUUUAUGCUUCAUGGGUUUUUGAAAUCAGUAUUGGUGAGCGUUUGUUGAAUUCUGGAAGAAGCACAAACAUGGCUGGGUUUCUGAGAAAACUUCUGCCUACUCUGCCUUCAAACCAUGAUGACGAUGAUAAUCAUCAUAAUAUUGAGUAUUCAUUUGCUAUGGAGUAUCAUGGGCCUCCGGUCACUUAUGAUUUGCCUCUCGCAGUUCCUGUUGACAUCGACCAAGUCCCUACUGCUGCUGCAGUUGUCUCAGCCUCUUUGGUUGAUAACUCGUCGGUGCCGGUUAUCCAACCAAUUGUAAUGGGUAAGCCUUUAAGCAAGAAGUUGGUGGACAAGUUAAAAUCAGGCUCUGAAAUGACUGCUUUGGGGGAACCUGUCGGCUUGAGUACAAGAGCUAGUUCAGGUGCAGUAGGUUCCUUAAAUGGUGAUGAGAGUGCGCCCAAGUUAUUGGAUGCAAUUAGAAGCUCCGGCAGAUUUGGAUUUUCCAAAAUCCAUAAAGAUUCUUAUGAGUUAUUGGGAAGUUCAGACAUGUUGCAGUUAUCCAAUGAUUGCAAGGACGGUGGAGGCUUUGAAGAUUAUUUAAGCCAUGUCAGUAGCGAUUCCAGUGAAUCGGGUGUGAGUUCAGAGGUUCUGUCCUCUGAGGAUUCCAAUACAGAAAAACCUCGCCAUGUCAAAGAACCGUCAAGUGUCACUUUCCGUGAUCCUGAAUCAAAUGACAUUUUUCAAGAGGAAUCCGAUCACGCUGAAGCCAGAAAUAUCCAUAGAAGGCGAGCUCCUGAAAGGAAUGUGAAGAAAGGAUUGUGCUAUAGAUGCUUGAAAGGAAAUCGGUUCACAGAAAAGGAGGUAUGCAUUGUUUGCAGCGCAAAAUACUGUGUUAGUUGUGUGCUGAGAGCAAUGGGGUCAAUGCCAGAAGGAAGAAAAUGUGUUACUUGUAUUGGUCUCCCAAUUGAAGAGUCAAGGCGUAGGACCCUGGGGAAAUGCUCUCAAAUGCUCAAGCGAUUGCUAAGUGACUUGGAAAUUGAACUGAUAAUGCGUUAUGAGCUACUCUGUGAAGUGAAUCAGCUGCCACAUGAACUUGUUUGUGUGAAUGGCGAGCCUCUUUCUCAAGAAGAGAUGGUUUUUUUGAAGAGCUGUCCAAAGCCGCCGAAAAAGCUAAAACCCGGAAGAUAUUGGUAUGAUAAAGUAUCUGGUCUUUGGGGGAAGGAAGGACACAGGCCUUGUCAGAUUAUUAGCCCCCAGUUGAAUGUUGGGGGUCAAAUCAAGCGAAAUGCUAGCAAUGGAAAUACAAAAAUAUUGGUAAAUUCUCGGGAGAUUACUGAAGUGGAGCACUGGAUGAUGCAUGUGGCAGGAAUCCGAUGUGUAGGAAAUAUUAGCCUCUGGUUGAGUGCAGAUGGAACCUAUCAGGAAGAGGGACAGAAGAACAUGAUAGAUCCAAUAGGGAAUAAGUCUGGAGUGAGGCUGCUCUGUGCUGUCUUCUCUUUACCAAUUCUUCCUGAUUCUGCAAAUCCUUCUGGGGGUGAAGUGAAUGAUCCUGUCAAUGAGGUUGGUCUGAACCGCCUUGAGCAGAAAGCAUCUCAUAAACUUCUCCUCAUUGGUCCUAAUAGAUCUGGGACAAGCACUAUAUUUAAACAGGCCAAGCUUCUAUAUAAUGUUCCUUUCUCGGAAGAUGAGCGUCAAAAUAUUAAGUUCAUGAUCCAGACCAACUUGUAUUGCUAUCUUGGUAUAUUGCUUGAGGGACGUGAACAAUUUGAAGAAGAAAUUUUGACUGAAAUGCAGAAAAGACAGUCUGUUGAUGAGCCUGGUCCUUCAGGGAACACUGGCUUGACUCAUGAUAAAACAAUCUAUUCCAUUGGCCCAAGGCUGAAAGCAUUCUCUGAUUGGCUUCUCCAAGUUAUGGUGUCAGGUAAUUUAGAAGUCAUUUUCCCUGCUGCUACUCGUGAAUAUGCACCAUUAGUUGAGGAGCUGUGGAAAGAUGCAGCAAUUCAAGCCACAUACAACCGAAGAAGUGAACUAAAAAUGCUACCCAGAGUUGCUAGUUAUUUCUUAGAUCAGUCUGUUGAGGUUUCAAAGGUAGAUUAUGAGCCCUCAGAUGUGGAUAUCUUGUAUGCCGAGGGUAUUACUUCAUCAAAUGGGCUUGCUUGUACAGAAUUUUCAUUAGAGGAUGUCGACCUGGACCCUCAUAAUCAGCCCGGUACAUUGCCAAGUCGCAGGUUCGAACUCAUCAGAGUGCACCCAAAAAACCUUGGGGACAACUGCAAGUGGUUGGAGAUGUUUGAAGAUGUUGGGAUUGUCUUAUUUUGUGUUUCCUUAGCAGACUACGAUGAAUUGUCUGAUGGCCUUAAUGGGUUCUCUAGGAACAAGAUGCUGGAGAGCAAGAAACUCUUUGAAAGAGUAGUCACUCAUCCUAACUUCGAGCACAAGGACUUCCUCCUGAUACUCAACAAGUUCGACCUCUUAGAGGAAAAAAUCGAUCAGUCUCCUCUCACUAAAUGUGAGUGGUUCCAUGACUUUACUCCGGUCGUCAGUCACAACUACAACAGCCGGAGUAGUAUAAGUAACACUCAUUCAUUGGCUCAAAUUGCCUUCCACUACAUCGCCCUAAAGUUCAAGACACUGUUCUAUUCCCUUACUGGACGCAAGUUGUAUGUUUCAUCAGUCACAGGAUUGGAGCCUGAUACUGUUGGUGAAGCUCUCACAUAUGCAGGGACGAUUCUGAAGUGGGAAGAGGAGAAGAAACCCAACUACGUUCUCUGUGACUCUUCCUACAGCCUUGACACCAGCACCUCAUGAUUUUCUGCUUGAAAAUGGCUGCUAAGUGAAGGCUACUCUGUUCACACUGUUCUUCAUUCUUGGUAUAUAAAUAGGCCCACCCAUAGCAUAUUCUUUAUAGCUACAACAAUAAGAGAUUGGUUUCUAUGUUAUUGUAAAGAUGAAACUUAUAGUCUCCCAAGAGCUGAAAGGAUGGUGCCUGUGCCAUAGAGGAUUUGGAAUGUAGAAGACUUUUCCUUUCCUUUAUUUUUCAUUUCUGAGGCAAUCAUGUAAGAGAAAUUACAAUUCAGUUCUCUUCUUUUGAGGUACUAAUGAAGAUAAGUUACAAUUGAGUC